This is a messenger RNA of Trifolium pratense (red clover), 1075 nucleotides long. Its product is annotated as peptidyl-prolyl cis-trans isomerase CYP20-1. Gene Ontology annotation, biological process: protein folding; protein peptidyl-prolyl isomerization. Gene Ontology annotation, molecular function: peptidyl-prolyl cis-trans isomerase activity. The coding region runs from base 93 to 707 and encodes 204 amino acids. Lineage: Eukaryota; Viridiplantae; Streptophyta; Magnoliopsida; Fabales; Fabaceae. The record is from RefSeq and is a predicted model, not a curated record. Gene Ontology annotation, cellular component: intracellular membrane-bounded organelle. The transcript has 7 exons.
ACAAUUCCCACAUCGUACAGUGACACACCACUCGCGUCACUGACUCAGUCCAUCGCAGAACGAACACUGAGAUCAUAGAACAAAACAACACGAUGGCUAAAACGACGUCGUUGCUUCUCUGUGCACUCUUUCUCUUUGGAACUCUAACUCUUAUUCAGGCAAAGAAGUCGAAGGAGGAUUUGAAGGAAGUGACUAACAAAGUUUUCUUUGAUGUUGAGAUUGAUGGAAAGGCUGCAGGUCGUAUUGUAAUUGGUCUUUUUGGGAAGACAGUUCCAAAAACCGCAGAAAACUUCCGAGCUCUUUGCACAGGUGAAAAGGGAACUGGUAAAAGUGGAAAGCCUCUUCAUUACAAAGGUAGCUCAUUCCAUAGGAUUAUACCUAACUUUAUGAUCCAAGGUGGUGAUUUUACACAAGGCAAUGGUAUGGGCGGAGAAUCAAUUUACGGAGAGAAGUUUCCAGAUGAGAACUUCAAGUUAAAGCAUACCGGACCAGGAAUUUUAUCAAUGGCAAAUGCUGGUCCUGAUACCAAUGGUUCACAAUUUUUCAUUACAACUGUGACAACUAGCUGGUUGGAUGGAAGGCAUGUUGUUUUCGGAAAGGUGGUUUCGGGAAUGGAUGUUGUUUACAAGAUUGAAGCUGAAGGAAACCAAAGUGGAACUCCCAAGAGCAAGGUUGUGAUUGCUGAUAGUGGUGAACUACCUCUAUAAAUGCAUCCUCCAUAUCUCAACAAGGAUUCGUGUUGAAGAUGUUUGAGUUUUCAUUUCCUUUCCACCUACAGGACUAUAUAUCUUUUACAAGCAUGUGCUAUUAUGUCAACAGUUAGUUCUGUCUUUAUGAUAAUUUAGAAGAUGAAUUUCCAAUUAAUGAUAAAAGAGAACAAAUGGCAUUUGUUUUUUUUUUUAAGAAGCAAAAAAAAAAGGCAUUUGUUAACAUGAAAUUUGUAGAAGGAAAUCCAAUUAUACAGGCAGUGGAGUAAAUUUGGAUUGGUUGCAUCCCAAAUAUGCAUGUAAGGGAGGAAGCCUUUUGCUCAAGUCAUAUCCAAGCAUGUUUAGUUUCAUUUUGGGAGGAUUUAAAA